Molecule: messenger RNA, 1699 nt
Organism: Jatropha curcas
Lineage: Eukaryota; Viridiplantae; Streptophyta; Magnoliopsida; Malpighiales; Euphorbiaceae
Product: pathogenesis-related thaumatin-like protein 3.5
Source: RefSeq, a predicted model, not a curated record
UGAAUGUCCUCUGUUAAUAUAGCUUGUUAUAAAACAAUCAACAAAACCAUUUUAGACACAAACAUGGCAACACAAUCAAAUCUCUGAAAUUUUCAGUUCCACCAGAAUGACUUAGCCAUGUGAUCAAUUCUAGCAUAGAAAAGUAGAAAAGUCCAGGGAGUUGGGAUUUAGGUAAUCUGUCACAUCUUCACAGAAGUACAAUUGUCAGAGCACAACUCAUUUACUCUAUUUAUAAUAUACCUACCUUACUAUAUAAAGGUGUUUUGUUGAACCUCCCUCUUCCAGUAUUUUGUAUGUAGAAUAUAAGUAGGGGAAGAGAAAUCUCAUACCUGCAAUUCAAAUUUUAGCUUCUACUUCAACUUUCAGCACCCCUAAAGCUCUGCAUUUCACAUGGCAAAGUGGCAUUUUCUUCUCCUUAUGGUUUUCAUAUCUUUCUCAGGCACUGAAGCCGCAGUCUUUACCCUACAAAACCAAUGUAGGAUAACCAUAUGGCCGGGGACUCUUUCAGGAAAAGGACCUUUGCUACUAGGCGGUGGAACUAAAUUACGACCGGGUCUAUCAAUAACAAUUGAUGUACCUCAUCAGUGGUCAGGCCGCUUUUGGGCUCGUACUGGCUGCAGGUUUGAUAGUUCCGGCAAGGGAAAAUGUGCCACUGGUGACUGUGGUGGCUUGACUCAUUGUGCUGGGGCUGGUGGUGUACCACCAGUCACACUAGCUGAGUUCACAUUGGAUAACCAAAAUUUCUAUGAUGUUAGCCUUGUUGAUGGCUACAAUAUCCCUAUUUCCAUCUACCCCUACGGUGGCUCUGGUGACUGCAAAAAGGUCGAGUGUUUCUCCAACUUGAAUCCCAGAUGCCCCAAGGAUCUACGUGUGAUAACUAACGGUAGGAUUGUAGCAUGCAAGAGUGCCUGCACAGCAUAUAAUACUCCUGAAUACUGUUGCACUGGUGCUUAUGGUAACCCUCAGACCUGCAAGCCUACAGGUUUUUCACAGAUAUUCAAGGCUGCAUGUCCUACAUAUUAUAGCUAUGCCUAUGAUGAUGCAACAAGCACAUUCACAUGCAGCAAUGCUAAUUAUAUAAUUAGGUUUUGUUGAACUAUUAAGGCGGUGAUUGAGAUUCCGAUAUAACAGGAUACAUGCAUUAUUCUUGUUGUUUGAGAACUUCAGUGAAGAUGCAGAUAAACUGCAUUUGAGGCUUUGGCAUAUUCGGGGAACAACCAAAUGCUACUAAAUCAAUACAUUCCAUAAACUGUCAUGACAUGGACAGUAUCAGACUGAUGUCUUUCUUUAUUUUUCACAUCGUCUUCUUCUAUUCUUUUGGAAUAAAACAGCAGUGGGCUUCUAAAUUUAUUAGUCUUCUAUUUUAUUAAUGCAAGCUAGUUAUCUUGUUUGGAUGUUCUAAUGUCUGCUUCUUCGUGCUGCUCAGACUGCCACUCCAAAUCACAUGUCUUACAACUACAAAAGGUUCUUUUUGUCAAACACCACAAGCAAUCUUAGCCAAGAUAUCCCAUGAUUCAGGCUUAGAUGUAUCUUGGGUUAAAGUGUUAAACAUGGGAUAUUUAUUAAGUAGACCAUUCGGUACUGUCUUGUGGUCUUCUCGAGUCUUUCUCUGUUCACAGCCCAAAGUAAAUCAGAUAUGUCAUAUGUCAUAUAUCAUAUAUCCCUAACUAUAAGGUCCCAAUGACAGAGUAAACAGCAA